Carlito syrichta (Philippine tarsier) is the source of this 648-nucleotide messenger RNA. RefSeq names its product putative MAGE domain-containing protein MAGEA13P. Lineage: Eukaryota; Metazoa; Chordata; Mammalia; Primates; Tarsiidae. Gene Ontology annotation, biological process: negative regulation of transcription by RNA polymerase II. The transcript has a single exon. The coding region runs from base 43 to 648 and encodes 201 amino acids. Gene Ontology annotation, cellular component: nucleus. The record is from RefSeq and is a predicted model, not a curated record.
AAGAAAGUGGCCGAGUUGGUCAAGUUCCUGAGUGUGAAGUGUAUGUCCAAAGAGCCCGUCACGGAGGAAGAAAUGCUGAAGAGUGUCAUCAAAGAGUACAAGGAGCACUUCCCCGUGAUCUUCCUGAAAGCCUGUGAAUGCAUGGAGGUCGUCUUUGGCAUUGACGUGAGGAAAGUGGACCUUGUCAGCCGUUGCUAUGUGCUCGACAAGACACUGGACCUCACCUACGACGGGAGGCUGAGCGAUGACCAGGGCAUGCCCAAGACCGGCCUCCUCAUCCUCAUCCUCGGUAUCAUCUUCAUGGAGGGCAACUGUGCCCCUGAAGAGAAGAUCUGGGAGGUGCUCAAUAAGAUUGGGGUGUAUGACACCAGGACGGAUUUCAUCUAUGGGGAGCCUAGGAAGUUUAUCACCAGAGAUCUGGUGCAGGAAAAAUACCUGGAGUACCGGCAGGUACCAAACACUUAUCCCCCAUGCUACGAAUUCCUGUGGGGCCCAAGGGCUCACGCUGAAACCAGCAAAAUGAAAGUCUUAAAGUUCUUCUCCAAGGUGGCUGGGUAUGACGCCACUUCCUUCUCAUCCUUGUACAAGGAAGCUUUGAGAGACGAAGAAGAAAAAGCUCAGGCUCACGUUGCCACCACAGAUGGUUAG